UGGCGCCUGCGCAGUUGGAGCGUUCCCGGGCGGAAGAUGGCGGAAGUGUCGGACAGGACGUUGCAGCUGGCGGUCGUCUUGUCCUUCACCUCGGGGUUCAUCGUUGGCUGGCAGGCUAACAUCUUGAGGAGGCGAUUCCUCGACUGGAGGAAGAAGCGGCUGCAGUCGAAGCUGAUCGAGACACAGAAGAAGCUGGACUUGGCUUGAGAGGAAGGGAAAUAACCCAUAUUCACAGAGAAGUUCCUGGAACGUUGACAAUGGCUGUGAGGAAACUGAAAUAAUCAACUUUGCAAAACAACCAUGCAAAGUACAUUUUCAUAUUUGCAGAAAGCUAUUGCUUCAGCUCCUUUACGUGGUACACAGGAACUGAAAUGCUGCUCUAAAGCCUUGAUUUUUAUGUGCAAAAUAUGAACUGAUUUAAAUCAUGUAUAGAUUUUAAGUAAGAUUUUUUUUUAAAAAAGUUAAUGUCUGUAUUUUUGGGUGACAAAUACCCUGAGUUCCUAGAAUAUUUUUCACUCUUAAACAGAAUUUCUAUCAAAUGAACAAAUCACCUGUUUCAAAAAAAAUCUAACAUGUCUGGCUGAAAAAGUCUAAUAGAUGUUCUCAAACUUUGUGUUAAAAAUCAUCUGCACAGACUGAAUUUAAAUUUACCUAUGCUUGUGAUUUGGGGACAAACAAUGGAAUGGUUUAAAGGGAAUUCGCUUCUGGAGUUUUAUUUAUACUAGUUUUUUUUUUGUCUUCGUGGGGGGAAAACGGUCCUAGUUUUGAGCUGGGCUGCUAGAUACUUUAAUUUUUUUUUGGUGAUGUACUUUGCAAAC
Messenger RNA from Hypanus sabinus (Atlantic stingray), 818 nucleotides. Its product is annotated as mitoregulin-like. Gene Ontology annotation, biological process: positive regulation of mitochondrial membrane potential. The coding region runs from base 37 to 207 and encodes 56 amino acids. The transcript is spliced from 2 exons. NCBI's taxonomy places the organism in Eukaryota, Metazoa, Chordata, Chondrichthyes, Myliobatiformes, Dasyatidae. The record is from RefSeq and is a predicted model, not a curated record. Gene Ontology annotation, cellular component: mitochondrial inner membrane.